AUGUCAGAAGACGAAGAGAAACGUCUGAAGCAGUUGGAAGACGCUAGGAAGCGAGUCGAAGAGUUGAAGAACAGAAAGAAGAGAAAGGACAAGAAGAAGAAGAAGAGCGAAUCCGAUGAAUUGACUAGUGAAAUCGUCAAAAAAGAAGGCGAGGACGCAGAAGCCGACACGAAAGAAUCGAAUUUAGGCGAUGCGAACGUGGACGAGCCUAGUGUUGAUGAGCAACUUAGUGCCCCAGCGGAAGCCGAGAAAGAGCAAGACAUUCCAGUGAAUGAAUUGGGUGCUUCGCCACAGAAAGAGGUUGCUGGCUCGCCAACUUUCAAAGGUGAUGUUCAACUUUCAAGUUCCUGUGACGGCGCUGCCGAAGCAAAGAAAAACGAAGACCACAAUAGAACUGAAGAAUCCUCGACACCAAAGGAAAAUUCGGCCUCACCACUGCGGCAACUAAAUAAUGAUCGCGUUACCCCGCAAGUAAUUGAAUAUGGCACGACUUCUCCUUCUUUGGAAGCAAAAGAGCCAGCGUCUGAAACGGAUGCACUUUUCCCUGAAGAGUCUCCCAACUUUCUUUCGGAGCUGCAACGCGAGAAUGACCGCCUCGCGCUAAUAGAUCUUCAAAAACAAGUCGUCGAGCUGACGAGUGAGAUUCGGAGGCUUAAAUUUGUCAACAUGGAGCAAGAAACCACGAUCGAAGAACUGCACGAGCAUGCUCACGAACUGGAAGGUCAAUUGGCUAUCUCGCAGCAAGAAUUGGCGUAUGAAAAACAAUCAAACGCGCAGAGAUCCACUCAACUUACUACGGGGUUCGAAACGGCGAGUUAUGAACAGUCGCACAUAGUGGCCCCCGUAGUAGACCGAGCUGCAAUCAACAAAUGGAAGAAUUGGAAUGUUGAUAUGACUAACUGGAGAAGCAUAGGAUCCGGACCGGUUGUGCAUUUCUAA
Messenger RNA from Lachancea nothofagi CBS 11611, 939 nucleotides. Lineage: Eukaryota; Fungi; Ascomycota; Saccharomycetes; Saccharomycetales; Saccharomycetaceae. The record is from the annotation of a GenBank genome assembly.